Molecule: messenger RNA, 1505 nt
Organism: Lolium perenne
Lineage: Eukaryota; Viridiplantae; Streptophyta; Magnoliopsida; Poales; Poaceae
Product: UDP-D-xylose:L-fucose alpha-1,3-D-xylosyltransferase MGP4
Biological process (GO): rhamnogalacturonan II biosynthetic process
Cellular component (GO): Golgi apparatus
Molecular function (GO): UDP-xylosyltransferase activity
Source: RefSeq, a predicted model, not a curated record
UCUUGAGUCACACUCUCCUCCCAGUGUCUCUGCCCAUCUCCAGAAACUCCGAUCUCUGGCAAUGUCGCUCCACCAGCGGCCGCACCAGAAGCCGCCGGGCGGCGACUCCCUCCCCAUCUCCACCGCCGCAGCCAACGCAGACCUUCCUUCCCGGCCAUUCCCCCUCCUCACGCUCCCCUACCUCUUCUCCCUUCUCGCGCUCCUCCUCCUCCUCGCCCUCCUCUUCCCCUGGGGGCCGCCCCGCCACGCCGCCCCGGCCUCCCCGUGGCGCUCCUACACGCUCCAGGACGCCGCAGCCUUCGCCGCGGCGGCCGGCAACGGCACCAUCAUCCUCGCCGCCGUCUCCGGGCCCUACCUCCCCUUCCUCUCCAACUGGCUCAUCAGCGUCCGCCGCGCCGGCCGCGCCGACCAAGUGCUCGUCAUCGCCGAGGACUACGAGACCCUCGAGCGCAUCAAUGCCGCCUGGCCAGGCCACGCCGUCCUCGUGCCGCCCGCGCCCGACGCCCAGGCCGCUCACAAGUUCGGAUCCCAGGGGUUCUUCAACUUCACCUCGCGGCGGCCGCGUCACCUGCUGCAGAUUCUUGAGCUGGGGUACGCCGUCAUGUACAACGACGUCGACAUGGUCUGGCUUGCCGACCCGUUUCCAUACAUCGUCGGCACUCAUGACGUGUACUUCAUGGACGAUAUGACUGAGGUGAAGCCCCUAGAUCAUUCACAUGCUCUGCCGCCGCCAGGUAAGAAGGGGCGGCCAUACAUUUGCAGCUGUAUGAUCUACCUGCAGCCAACAGAAGGGGCAAAGCUGUUGCUGAGGAAGUGGAUCGAGGAGCUCAAGGAGCAGCCCUGGUCCAAGAAAGUGAAAUCAAAUGAUCAGCCAGCAUUCAACUGGGCUUUGCUAAAGACUGUCGGCCAGGUGGAUGUGUACCUACUACCCCAAUCUGCUUUUCCAACUGGAGGUCUAUAUUUCAAGAAUAAAACAUGGGUCAAGGAGACGAAGGGCAAACAUGUCAUUAUACAUAACAACUACAUAACAGGGUUUGAGAAGAAGAUAAAACGCUUCCGCGAUCAUAAGCUCUGGCUGGUGGAUGAACACAGUGACGAGUCACCGCUUGGUAAACUAUGAACAAGCUGUAAUGGCUAAAGCACAUCUCUCCUUGCUACAGCGCCUCAAUUUUGUAGCCGGUAUUUGACUGGCAGGGGCUGCUGAACCAGAUGUUGGAUGAUUUUCUGUCAACCACAUGGAAUGCAGCAACUGAAUGCUAUAUCUAAAAUCUGAAGACUCGGUUUGUACAUCAAGAUCCCCUCGGGAUUUACCUUUACUGGUGUAGUUUGUCUUUAGAAACACACUUGUAACGAAAAUGGCUGGUUUGAGGAGAUUAGGCAGGAAGGAGGAGGUAAUGUAGCUACGCAUAUUGUGCACAUCCAUUGAUUCGUUCACUUUAUCUGUAUAGCAUAGUAGUUUUGUGAGGAUGUAUCAUUAUUAAUGGAAAGCAGUGUAUCAUUGUUUA